GUCACAACCCGGAAGUGGAUUCGGAACUCCCACCGCCUCACCGAGCAGCAGGUUGUUUAUUCCCCAGGCUGAUUCUCUUGUCCGUCACAAAACACAGCUUUUUUCUGUCAACAUGUUGAAGGCGGUCAUUCUGAUUGGAGGCCCCCAGAAAGGCACAAGGUUCAGGCCGCUGUCAUUUGAAGUGCCCAAACCCUUGUUUCCAGUGGCCGGUGUGCCCAUGCUGCAGCAUCACAUCGAAGCAUGUGCCAAGGUACCGAAUAUGAAGGAGAUUUUGCUCAUCGGCUUUUAUCAGCCAAAUGAAGAACUGACCAGAUUCCUGACUAAUGCGCAGCAGGAGUUCAAAGUUUCCAUCAGGUAUUUGCAGGAGUAUGCAGCCCUGGGCACCGGAGGGGGAAUCUAUCACUUCAGAGAUCAGAUUGUCUCUGGCAGUCCAGAGGCUUUCUUUGUUCUGAAUGCUGAUGUUUGCUCAGCGUUUCCGCUCUCAGAGAUGCUGAGCUUCCAGAAGGAACAUGGAGAACCAAACAGCUUUGUUAUUCUCGGGACAACGGCAAACAGAAAGCAAUCCUUGAAUUACGGCUGUAUUGUUGAAAACGAGAAAACAAAUGAGGUCUUGCAUUACGUGGAAAAGCCGAGUACUUUCGUGAGCGACAUAAUAAACUGCGGCAUAUACCUCUUUAAGCCAGACAUCUUCCAGCACAUCGGCGCCUUCUUUCAGAAGAACCAACAGGACAUGUUGUUGGAGGAGCCAACCAACGGCUGGCACCGAGCAGAGGCCAUCAGGCUGGAGCAGGACAUUUUCACUGCCCUGGCAGGACAGGGCAAACUCUAUGUGUAUAAAACCCUAAGCUUCUGGAGCCAGAUUAAAUCUGCAGGCUCUGCAAUUUAUGCCAGUCGGUUGUACCUCAACCAGUAUCACACAACUCAUCCUGAAAGACUGGCCUCAAACAAGGAUGGAGGGCCCAAAAUAAGGGGUAAUGUCUAUAUUCACCCUACAGCCAACAUUGACCCCACUGCUAUGUUGGGUCCCAAUGUCUCGAUUGGCACUGGAGUGACUAUUGGUGCUGGGGUCAGAGUUCGAGAAUCCAUCAUCCUUCAUGGUGUAACGCUACAGGAUCACUGCUGUGUUUUGAACAGCAUUGUGGGAUGGGACAGCACUGUUGGAAAGUGGGCGAGAGUAGAAGGAACCCCAAGUGACCCAAACCCAAAUGACCCCUUCGCAAAGAUCGACAGCGAGACCCUCUUCAGAGAUGGAGAACUCACACCCUCGAUUACUAUCCUCGGUUGUAACGUGACCAUCCCUUCAGAGGUGAUUAUACUCAACUCCAUCGUCCUCCCGCACAAAGACCUCAACCGUAGCUUCAAAAACCAAAUUAUUCUCUAGUUAAUCUUCCUCACUCUUCUGUCCACUUACUGUCACCGAUGAAUGAUGCAGCUGGACGCACGGCGGCACUGCCGCUGAGUUACUGUAUAUAAGAUGUCAAAACUGAAGAUACGGUGCAUUCAUUAAAUAGUUUUGAAAGAUAGAUUUUUAUAUAUUUGUCCUCGAGCCUGUAUGCAUCAUUGGGUGUCAGCAGCAUUAGAGAGAGGCUAAUCACGCAUGUUGAUUCACCUUGAAAAGUGCUGUCAUGCCAGAGGUUUAUAUUGGUUUUUUAUUAACUUUAGCGAACUGUAAAAUUACUCUUGUGUAAUAUAUUUGGUUGGAUGUAAUUUGAUGUAAAAAAGAAGAAAAAAAAAAAAAAAAAGUUUGGAGACGCCUACUCUCUGUUUUCUCAAGGGCAUCCUUGACAAACUUGAGACUUGUUACUUUAGCGUGAGAAGAGGAAUUAUUAUAAAAUAAAAAACCCUGGGUACUGACUGUGCUUAAUUUUUAGAGGUGAUUAUUUGUGUGGAGCUCUGAUUAAAAAUGUUUAGCAUCUUCAUUGUUUGUCUAGAAAAUUGACUACCACUAACAUAAAUCAGAGGGCUUUAGAUUUACAUUGCAAUCAAGUAAUGUUGCCUUUUAAAAUGUGAACUUAGCAGGGGGGCUUCAGACUCUGCCACAUAAACAGCAACAGCAGAUACUUAAAUUGUGCAUCUGCAAUCACUGGAGGAACUGUUCCAAUUUAUGGAUACAGCACAUUAACAUUUACUUAUUAAGCCCCGGAGCACUCAUGAUCACUUCAGCACUUUUGUUCCAAUUAUCGCGAAGAGAGUGUCUAUUAAGGAGCGAUGUAAAUUGCGAUACAGGAACUGCAGCAUAAUAUAUUUUUAAUCAAGUCUCUUAACAAACUACCCUCCAGUGAAUAGCGGAAAAAAACAAGUGAAUGUAAAUUUUUUCAGGUUUUAUAUGUGGGUGCCUGUGCUUUUCAUUGUUGAUUCAGGUGCCUUGCUUCUUACUGCCUCAUGCCAGUCCAGGGCCCCUCAUUACAGGGUUUUCAUCCUCCUGGCAGGAUGUCCAUAAAUUGGGCUAAAGCCCCCAAUGCUCUUCACGUGGAAGAGCAUUGGGGGCUUCAUUACAUGAAAACGGGCUUUUCACUGCUCUGCUCCUUUAUUUUUGUGAUAGCUUUCCUGUCCUGUUUUUUUGUUUGUUUGUUUUUUUAAGUUUGCAUCGGUUUCUUAAUUGUUUAAUGUGUUUCUGAAAUGUUAUAAUUAUUAUUUCACUUUACACUGUGACAUAACAGACAGUGGUGCAAGGCUAUGUUUAGACAAGCUUUAAUAAUAGAUAUGACAGAUAACGGAAGUAAAAUGUUGCUCAUGUAAAAUGAUAGUACAUGUGACGCCUUUUAAGGACAAAUUAUCAAUCAUACUCGUCACCAGCUGAGGAAAAAUGAAGAAAAUGUCAUAGUUGUCUAGUAUAUAGUGUUUAUUACAAUUAACAGUGUUGUAAAUGAUGUAAGGAGAAAUGUACUUUUUCAAAACUACCUUCCGUUUUAGUUUUUUAAGAAAAGCUUAAGUCCUGGAUGGCAAAUAAUAUUUUCAAACCAAAGUAGACCACAUAAUAAAAGUUCAAAUCCCCA
This is a messenger RNA of Anoplopoma fimbria (sablefish), 2996 nucleotides long. RefSeq names its product GDP-mannose pyrophosphorylase Aa (gene gmppaa). Bases 113 to 1381 code for a protein of 422 amino acids. NCBI's taxonomy places the organism in Eukaryota, Metazoa, Chordata, Actinopteri, Perciformes, Anoplopomatidae. The record is from RefSeq and is a predicted model, not a curated record. Gene Ontology annotation, cellular component: cytoplasm. Gene Ontology annotation, biological process: biosynthetic process. The transcript is spliced from 12 exons. Gene Ontology annotation, molecular function: transferase activity.